UCCUCAACCGCAAGUGCUUCUUCUGUGCGUCAUCCCCUUCACCGCCACCCUAACAUUUUGUCUCUUCCACCACCGUCUCCGGCAUCGCUCUGCCACGCAUCUACCCAUCACUUCAGCAAUCGCAAGACUGCUCCGAACUGGGUUCUUCAGUCCGGAAGUGAUUUGAUGUCUCUCAGAUCUUACCAGUGAAUCGGCCCUCUCACCUUACUUCAGUACUUACUACCUGCUUUGGUAAUUUGGAUGGGGUGGAAGUCCCUGGGAUGGCAUUUUUGUUUUUGAUGGCCUUGCAUGAUUUCAAUGGCUCGAGUCUUGCCUUGAUGUUUGCCUCUGCCAUUCAUAAAGUUUAGUUUAUUAGUGCAUGGUUUCGGUGAAAUUGGAACCGGAGGCUCCACAAUGUAGUCUUGUUUCUAGAAAGAAAGCUUUGUCGGGACUUUUCUGUUUCUUUCUUUUGUUGCAGUGUGCUGGAAAAUCCUUACCAGUAGAAGCUUUAAGUCACCAGAAUAAGUUUAGGACAUCUCCAAACUAUUUUGUGCACAUAAGUGAUGAUCUUAGCAACAUCUCCAAAUUGCUUUUGCAAAAAGAUAUGGCAUCUGAAGCAACAUCUCAGUCAAAAGGGAAAGGCAAAGGGUAUUUCACUUGGACUCCUGAAAUGGAUCGUGUAAUGGGCACCUGUUUUAUUGACCAAAUGAACCAAGGAAACAAAUUGGAUGGUAAAUGUGCAUGGAAGACAGCAGCCUACACCGUAGUAAUGAAUGCUUUAUUCGAUAAGCUCAAUAUAUCUGUGACAAAGGCUAAUAUUUUAUCUCGUUUCAAGACAUGGGAGAAACACUAUGACAUCCUAUACCCACUGCUCCAGUCAUGUAACUCUGGGUCUGCGAUAAUAUGGGACUACUCUAGAGGUAGAAUUGUUGAAGGGUAUUGACUUACUUAUGAAUGACAGGACAAAGUAUGACACUUUUUCUGAUCUCGGAGAUGACUUAAAAAAGGAUUGGCUAUUGAUGCACAUUGGUAAUUGAUUUUUUUUUGGGUAAUCUCCAGUUGAAGUUGUUUUUGUAGAAGAAGUUGAGCUGAUUGCUGGAAGCCCAAGUAGAGCAAGUAAAAGUUGUUACUACUCCAUCGUGUAUCCAUGACUUUUUAAAUUCUGAUGAGUUCUUUUGUCAUUUUCUUGUCAUUUAUUUUUAAGAAAAUGAAGAACAUAUGGAACAAAUAGGAAAAGUUCUUGAUUGAUUUUCGCCGUCCUGCUUAGUUGAAUUCAUAAACUCUGCUAAGAAUGUCUGAGAUCUUUAUUUGUGAGUCAGUCCUGUGCCUUUGGAAGAAUAAACCUACUUGUGUGAGACGUAGCUUGCUGUUGAGAUGCUGAAAUUUGUUUGCAUUAUCCAUGGUAUUCACCAAUAUCUGAUGUUCUUCAUAUCUAGGUACUUAAGGUAUUGACUUAUGGACCAGCAUUCUAAGUGCUGGAUGUGUCAUACCAUGGAGCUUGCUGUAGGGUCUUUAGUUGGGGAGCAGAGCUGUAUGCUUUGGGGUCUUCCUUUUUUGUUGCUUCUGGAAAGUAAUUGAGAUUGUUUCCUUUGUCUGUCAAGUAAACUGA
Molecule: messenger RNA, 1588 nt
Organism: Coffea eugenioides
Lineage: Eukaryota; Viridiplantae; Streptophyta; Magnoliopsida; Gentianales; Rubiaceae
Exons: 4
Coding region: 359-922 (187 amino acids)
Source: RefSeq, a predicted model, not a curated record